Mizuhopecten yessoensis (Yesso scallop) is the source of this 2604-nucleotide messenger RNA. RefSeq names its product cell death-inducing p53-target protein 1 homolog. Gene Ontology annotation, molecular function: zinc ion binding. The record is from RefSeq and is a predicted model, not a curated record. NCBI's taxonomy places the organism in Eukaryota, Metazoa, Mollusca, Bivalvia, Pectinida, Pectinidae. The coding region runs from base 169 to 672 and encodes 167 amino acids. The transcript is spliced from 10 exons.
AACGUAACUCGAAUGGACUUUCGAAGAGUCGUGUGCAAAUCUCUCGACAAAUAUUGUGAAAUAAAGCCUUGGUUCCGGUACCAGGAAGUUACUAUUAAAUAACGCAGAUAGCUGGAUUAAGUGUCUUUGAAACUUAAAGACAGGCGUAUAUCAGAUUAAAGUCCAGACAUGUCUGCUCCACCACCACCAUACCCCGGGACAAAGGGACAGGAAUCAGGUUAUCCUGCUCAACCACCACCACCACAAGGAUACGCUCAGCCAUAUGGAGCACCUCCACAAGGUUACCCUGCCCAACCAUACGGACAACCAGGACAACCAUAUGGCCAGCCAGCACCCUAUGGACAACCAGUCUAUUUAAGCCAUCCAGGUCAGCCAGGGUAUUCCCAGCAGCAGGGACAGACCACUGUAGUUGUGGCUCAGCCGGCUGUGACUGUGGUGCAGCAGUUCCGUGAGUCGCCUGUCCACACUCGCUGCCCCCAUUGCCAGGCUGAGGUGGUCACUGCUACCCAGUAUGAGACUGGCACCUUCACCUGGAUCAUAUGCCUUGUCCUGUGCAUUGUCGGAUGUGAUCUUGGCUGUUGCUUCAUCCCAUUCUGUGUGGAUGGCUGCAAGGAUGUGGCCCACAGCUGCCCUAACUGCAGGACUGUCAUCAGCAGGUACAACCGUAUGUAGGUGUGCGGCGUGGCUGACACUGCACCUGACGUUGGGUGCUGACCAACUAUACACAAUAAUUUCUAUCCUACCCUGUGAUACCUUACAACUGUAGCGUUGUUUGUUUACCGUAUUAAACAGAAAUGUAAAUACAAUACUUGUUGAUUGUUGGAUAUAAAUAUAUCUUCUUUUAUUAAAAAUGCAGAUCAUUUCUAUAAAAUGUGAACCUUAUUGGCCUUUUGUUGUGAUUUUUUUCUGAGGUCAUAUGCAUUCAUAUAUAAUAUAGGCAUGGACCUGGUACCAUUUGUAUAACCAUACCAUACUAACCGUGGGACAGUAUAAAGGCAUUCACUGGUAUAUAUUUUUGACACAACAUUUAUUGAUCAGGAGUUGAAUUCUUAUCCUCAGUUUCAUUUCUGUUUAAAUCACUUACUAAUACAUGUAGUUAAUAGACAGAAUAGCUAGAGUAAUUUUUCGUUUUCUAAAUAUUGUUUCGAAUGAGAUGAACAUUUUCCAGAAGUUACAAAGACACAAGUGGAACGUCAUUAACCUCGAACAACUUUUGUUUAUCCUCAAGUAACGUGAAUAGUAAUGGAUACUUUUGAAUUAUGAGUGCUACAGGUUACACAAGAUAUUUUUGGCCUAUCCAAUCAAAAGGAUUGUUUCUUCAUUACAUGUUUUCUGUAAUAUAUUUUUUUCAAGAUGAAUGUAAUAAACAAGAAUCUCCACUUUGGUUAAAACAUAUUUUUAUUGCCUUGAAAAUGACAAAAAGGAUUGGGCACAAGUUCUUACAACUUUAUACAAUCUCCACUUUACAAUGUGUUUCUGAAAAAUUGAGUGUCGUACAUUAUUGUUGUUUGGAUUAAUGAUGUUCUACAGUAUGCUGUAAUUUUAUAAUAAUAACUGUGUUACAGUUUUAAUAUAUCAUCAGUAUAUUUAAAUGAUGAAGUGUAUGCUUGCCUUAUUUUUCAGACUAAUCUGUGUAUCCUAUGUUGAACUUUUUAUCUCUUUAAGCCAAAAAUGUUUUGAAAUUUUGACAUUAACAUCAUGCUUUUCUUUGUAUGUUAAGUUUCUCAUCAAAUUUUUGUCUUUCAAUUUGUGUUUCAUGCAAAUAUGUAAUUUUUAAAACAAUCAAAUAUCAUCUUAUCCUUUUAGGGAAAAUAUAAGUGAGAAUUCUUUUGUUUUGUGUGGCUCAAUCAAUGUUUGAAAGUUCUGAAAUGUAUUUUAAAAUUGAGAUAUCCAGGAGCUUUGCAGAAAUUGUCAGGAAGGCAGAAGGAAACAUAACCUUUUAAAAAAGUUUUAAAUCUAAAAAUCUUUCAGGAUGUCAGAUUCUGUGCAAGUGUCUUUCAACAAAGAUCUAAGGACUAUGAAUUGUAUCUAGGAUGAAAUAUCCAUCCUGACUCAUACUGACUAUUGAACCUACCCAGUAUCUGUGUUUUGAUGUACAUGUAUUUGUGUAGUUUUAAUAAUAUAUAGUUCAUCUCUCUGUAUUUUAAUAUAUUAAACUAACACUUUUACAUGUGGAAAACCUUAUUAGUUGAAUAUAUCUGCUUGAUUUCUAAAAAAUAUUGAAGAUGCCAUACAAUUGAUUAUAAAACACUCUCUUGGUGUUUCAGAGUCCUUUCACAUUUCUUCCUAUCUGUGAUAACACACGUCUUAAAAUACUUUGGUAAAUACAAUCAACUUAUUCCAUCUCCACCUUUCAAGUGUAAUUAAAAACUGUAUAGCCAUGUCAAGUUAUAACAAUAUACGUGCGUGUCUGAUUGACCAUGUCCUAUUGUAACAAGUAUUUUUUUCUGCGAUAUAUUUUGUGUAUAAGGAUUAAAUCAAACCCAAAAUCUUUUGGAAGUUAAAUGAAGCAUAAUCAUAGAGCUUCACAAUGAACUCUGCUAAAUGGAACUCUGCUAAUAGAGUGAUUUUGUUAUGUCAUUAAAGUCUUAUAUAGCAUCUGAA